Messenger RNA from Coturnix japonica (Japanese quail), 531 nucleotides. RefSeq names its product ribosomal protein L30 (gene RPL30). Gene Ontology annotation, cellular component: cytosolic large ribosomal subunit. Lineage: Eukaryota; Metazoa; Chordata; Aves; Galliformes; Phasianidae. Gene Ontology annotation, molecular function: structural constituent of ribosome; RNA binding. The record is from RefSeq and is a predicted model, not a curated record.
CUAAUGGCGACACCUCGCGAGAUGUGGAGCUGGGAUGGGCGGCGCCCGCCGGCCGCUCGCUCCUUUCUGGCGGCCCGGCCAUCUUGGCGGCGUGCGUGUGGUACCGCCAGACCUAACGCCAGGCAGCGAUAAUGGUGGCCGCAAAGAAGACGAAAAAGUCCCUGGAGUCCAUCAACUCCAGGCUUCAGCUGGUGAUGAAAAGUGGGAAAUACGUGCUAGGAUACAAACAGACUCUGAAGAUGAUUCGGCAAGGCAAAGCCAAGUUGGUCAUCCUCGCCAACAACUGUCCUGCUUUGAGAAAAUCAGAGAUCGAGUACUACGCCAUGCUUGCAAAGACCGGUGUCCAUCAUUACAGCGGCAACAACAUUGAAUUGGGCACAGCAUGCGGAAAAUACUACAGAGUGUGCACGCUGGCCAUUAUUGACCCAGGUGACUCUGACAUCAUUAGAAGCAUGCCAGAACAAACCAGUGAGAAGUAAAUGCUGUAAAGGUGGUCUUUCUACAAUAAAACUGGUUUCAGAUCUAUUUUAA